CAACCUUCUGCUACACCACAACCAGAGAGGAGGGAAGAUUCAACCCUGAACCAAAGGACUCAAACCAGCUCCAAUAAAGACGACUCAACACGUUUUAGACUGCAGAUAUUUUUGAUUCUGCUCUACUUAGCAGCAAGAUGACCAAUCUGUCAGAGAGAGCUCUUUUCUUCUUCUUCUUUACAGCACAGGUGUUUACACUAGCCUGGACCCAGGUGUGUCCUCGGAGAUGCCAGUGCCCUGACGAGCCCCCUUUGUGUCUCCCUGGGGUGCCCCUGAUCCUGGAUGACUGCGCCUGCUGCUUGGUGUGUGCCCGUCAGAAAGGGCAGGCCUGCUCUGAAAUGAACCCCUGUGACACACGUAAAGGGCUGCAGUGUGAAUACACGGCCGACAUCCACAAGAGGACUGGUACCUGCGCUGCUCAUGGGGGAGAUGUUUGUGUUUUGGACGGUUCUGUAUAUCAGAAUGGCCAAACCUUCUUCCCCAGCUGCAAGUACCAGUGCAUGUGCCGCGACGGGCAGAUCGGCUGCGUGCCGCGCUGCAACGUGGACGUGAUGCUGCCCGGGCCGGACUGCCCCAUGCCACGCAGGGUCCAGGUGCCUGGAGAGUGCUGCGAGAAGUGGGUGUGUGAGCCCCAGGCUGAGGCCAGCGCGCUGGGCGGCUUCGCCAUGGCGGCCUAUCGUCAGGAGGAAACAGUGAGGUUUGACGGCUGGGACCCCAGCCUGAACUGCAUUGAGCAGACCACUGAGUGGGGCGCCUGCUCUCAAACCUGCGGCAUGGGGUGGUCCACCAGGGUCACCAACAAGAACCGUCGGUGUGAGAUGGUGAAGCAGAGCCGACUGUGCAUGAUCAGACCAUGUGACGACCAGCAGGACCAGAUGCAGCGGACACAGCUUGCACCAAAGAGAGGCAGCAAGUGCCAGAGGAUGGCGAGGAGUGACACAGCCGUCCACCUCUCCUACAAGAACUGCACCAGCGUCCAGGCCUACAAGCCUCGCUACUGCGGCUCCUGCACAGACGGCCGCUGCUGUACCCCCCACAGAACCAAGACCUCCCUGGUGGAGUUCCAGUGCGCCAACGGCAGAACCACCAGGAGGCCGGUCAUGGUGAUCCUGACCUGCGCCUGCCACAGCAACUGCCCCCGAGACAACGCUGUGUGGCAGCCAUCAGAGCUGGGAUACAGCGGUAUGAGGUCAUAGGUCAGAAAGUCCCUCUGAGAUAAUAACGAGGUUAUGAUGAACAGUAAGUCAAGAUUUUAGCUGAGGACUGUGUCUGUAAAUCAAGGAAUUUAGGGUUGUAUUAACUCAAAAUUUUAGAUGAAAACACGACUAUCCACAAUAUAAUAUAUACAGUACAACAGUCAUAAAACUGCCUUUAAGUUGUGACAUAUCCACAGCGCUUAUGUUUAGAAACAUACACGUAUUCAUAAAAAUAAGAACACUCAUAUGAGGUUGAGAGAGAUUGUGGAGAAUGAAAUAGCUCUGUGUCUCUCUCCUGGAGGGGGAUUUAACAGUGUAGCAUCCUGUGGACAAGUGAGUGCCAUCUUCACUAUUGUUAAGUAGAAGCACUUAAACCUUGUGAUAUGUUGAUAUGUUGAUUCUCUCCACUUGUGGAAAGCAGGUAGCGCACACGACCGACCACUUACAGCAGACUGCAGCUAGACAGUUGUUUGUGGUGCUCUUGCAUACGUGGAGGAGAUUGUGAACAGCCUCUAUUCCAGAGGUCAGAUAGUAUGAAGGCGUACAGUCGCAGGGUCGUGACACACAGGAGUGUCGUGGUUGCUUGAAGCCUUCCAACCAGAUGGUUUGAUUGACAGUUGGGUUGGCCAGUCAGGCGUGAUUUAUUAUUAGUUUUUGACAGAGAACAUGAAACCACAGUGUGUUUUGUUCAGCCUAAAUUUUGUAAGUCCUCUGUCAGAAUAAAUGAGAACACCUGCUGUACUGUGACAUCUUGAUACCUUUAUAAGACCAUUACUUCCCAUAGAUAAAACCAGAAGGGGCAGCAGAGGGAAAUAAAAGAUUAUUGGGUGAGCUGUUACCUUUUACUGACACUUCCAUGAUCAUUUUUCCACUAUGGAACACAUUCUUGAAAUAACUGGACUGUGUGCUUUGACCUGGUCCAAACAAAGGGCCCAACCUAUGACAGAGAGGUCGCUGUGAUGACUUAGUGUCAUUUCUAACAUCUGCCUGAAGUCCUAUCCCUGUUGUAAAAUGCAUAAUGUUUAUAUUCCCAUCAAUAAAUGCAAAUGUAUGGGUUUUUUUAGGUUUAGAAGGGAUUUUAUUUCUCUGUUGUUGUUGUUUUUUCUUUGUUAAAAGUAGUGCACAGCUAUUUUUAUAGUGACAAAAGUUUUGUAAAUACUUGCUGUAUAGCUCGUUUGACAGAGUGUGUAUCAAAUACACAGCAUUAAUUCAUAACAAUGUAAACAUGAAUUGUAUAUAUUGGUAUGUGCGUGGUAUCGUUUUGCUUACUACUUGAAUCACACUUCACACUGCUUGUUGCUGUAUCUGUCUGAAUAAUACUGCAAACAUUU
Chelmon rostratus (copperband butterflyfish) is the source of this 2527-nucleotide messenger RNA. Its product is annotated as CCN family member 3-like. The record is from RefSeq and is a predicted model, not a curated record. Gene Ontology annotation, cellular component: extracellular region; extracellular matrix. The transcript has 5 exons. Lineage: Eukaryota; Metazoa; Chordata; Actinopteri; Chaetodontiformes; Chaetodontidae. Gene Ontology annotation, molecular function: integrin binding; heparin binding. Gene Ontology annotation, biological process: signal transduction; cell adhesion. The coding region runs from base 138 to 1196 and encodes 352 amino acids.